This is a messenger RNA of Pelobates cultripes (western spadefoot toad), 579 nucleotides long. The record is from the annotation of a GenBank genome assembly. NCBI's taxonomy places the organism in Eukaryota, Metazoa, Chordata, Amphibia, Anura, Pelobatidae.
AUGAACAUCAAAAUCCAGGGAAUACCGGACUCUGUAGACCCAACAGAACGGUCUCACUACCUACGGAGGGUAACUGCUACACUGUUUCCUCACACCCAGGCCAAGAAAUUGGAAUUCAAUGGACACUUCAGAAUUAAUAAGGCUAAGCAAGCACUGCCUGCAGCCCUGCGGGAUGUAAUUGUGCGCUGUCAAUCCAUACUAGACAGAUUGUGCUUUCUAAAUGCAGUUACGAACAAUACCCCACUGGACUUUGAGUCAUCCAGACUCACUUUCUUUCAAGACAUAAAGCGCACCACACUACACUGGCGAAAGUCACUAAGCCCUAUAACUGCCCAACUUCAAAACGCAAAGGUGGACUACCGACGGCUGCUGCCAAGAACCUUACCAGUGGUACGGAAUGACACUAUCCUAAAACUCAUCUCUCUCGCGGAAGCCCCCACUUUCCUGCAGGCGUUGGGACUCUCGCAAGACACAGGGGCCCAAGAGACACCCUCCAUGUCCACACAUCACACAUGGGAUCCUGAGAGAACUGUCUCAUUCACCCCCAGAGGAGACCGGAAAAAAACAGCAGUGACCUGA